Molecule: messenger RNA, 2976 nt
Organism: Dreissena polymorpha
Lineage: Eukaryota; Metazoa; Mollusca; Bivalvia; Myida; Dreissenidae
Exons: 2
Coding region: 172-2463 (763 amino acids)
Source: RefSeq, a predicted model, not a curated record
GGUACAUCAGCUAUUUCGUUGAAAUGAUCUUCUGCUGUUUCGGUGAUAGUGGUGAACCUUUAUUCAGGGAAAGUUAGUUGUAGUUGUGUUACUUUGAAGCGGAUGACAUCUUGUCAAUUUUUAAUCCUUUAACUUAUUAAAGGUUCAUAUUUAGCAACAGGCAACGUUCAGAUGGCUCGAUGGAACAACAAACAGAAACACACAACGAGGAAACAGAGGAAUGCGUGGAAAGCAGACAAAGCUGUGGAAAGCAAUUCGACAGAUGAUAAAGAAUUUUCAGAGACACUUUCACGACUUCUGGAUGAUAUUGCCGUUAAUAAACACUUAAUACAGUUUAGACGGAAAAUAAUGUUCUCUUAUGAACGUGAAAUGACACUGACACAAAAAGCAUAUGGGCGUGACAGACGAAAUUUUGUUUUCGGAAGUCAAAUAGAGGGCACUACAACACUUGCAAUGAUGUCCGACACAGACGUCUUACAACGUUUUGAUACGUUUCGUUUGUUUCUUGAUUCAGAAAAUCCGCAAAUUCAGCCGCAUGCUCACCAAAUCGUAAUAAAGGUGAGCACAAUAUGUUAUUCUUCACAGAAUUGUGUUUUAACAAUGAGUGAACCAUCAAUACAAGCAUGGCGUUUUAAACAAUUGGAUUCUAAUCGGGAUCCUAUUGAUAUCGUUGAUUUUUUUCAAAGCGAUAGGACAACAACUAACGGACUUAUUCCACAUGCAUUUAUUUUCGUUUGGGCAAAUUUAUGUCCAGAAAUACUUAGGCAAUCAAAACGACACGGGCCUGCAGAAACUAUAGGGCUCACAGACUAUGUUUUCGCAUUUUACUGUGAAAGUCUUCCUAAGCAAUGCAAGUUCGUUUUCGAAAGACCACGCCCCGGUCACUGGCCUUCGGAGAAGACGUUGAAAAAAGCCAAGAAGUAUGGCGUCUUUAUAGUUCCACAGGGACCGACCAAAAGUACGAACAUUUGUACGUACGAUUAUUUUGAUUUUCAAUGGCGAAUUUCCACAAAUCUAACAGAGAGGCUAUUAAUGUUCAGUUUAGCUACAAUACAUCUGAAAGCAUAUGUUCUGACAAAGAUGAUAAGAAAGGAGUCGUUUAUGCCAGAAUAUCGAGACAGGCUGAGUACGUUUCAUUUCAAAACAGCCUUCUUCUUUGCGAUCGAGACCACCAGGCCUGAUGUGUGGAUGGAGAACAAUCUUAUCAAUUGUGUCAAGUGCAUUCUUUCAACUUUGAGACGCUUCUUAACACGCCGCAAUUGUCCACAUUUUACCAUAGCAAACGUUAACCUUUUUGAUGGGAAAAUUGAAAGACACGAGUUUCCAAAAUUGGUGGAUAAACUUACAUAUAUUAUGAAUUCACUGCGGACAAAGAUCGAAGGUAUUCAAAUGGACAACAUUGGACAGACGCUUAAUGAGCGCAUUACAAGAAAAAAUGAAAGCAGCGGAUAUUGUAUGAAUGGUUCAGCACUAUUAAAGUAUGUUUUGCAUUUUUUUCUUGUAAUGACGAAUACGUUUGAUUUAAAUAAACUUUUAAAAAUACCCGAUAAUCACAGGAAAGGUUUUUUUGAAAAUGAAUAUUCACACGUUGAAACAAAUUUUAGUGUCCCGUUCGGAAAAGACAGAAAAUAUGACUAUGCAUUGCGUGCGUUCUUGUCAACUCUGGCUGGGAUGGGGGCGUCGGCGUAUUUAAAACAGACGGCAGAAGGAUGUGAAUAUAAUCACGAUGGCAUCAAUAAAGCGAGACAAAUGUUUUUAAAAUCUAUUGAGUCUAAUAUCAUUGGCAACUACAUGCGAUACGCUUCCUUCCUUUUCUGCAAUGGAGAAUAUUAUGAAGCUUAUAAAUAUUUUGAGUUGAUAGAAAAACAGAUUGACGCAGAUAAAAAAAUCAAUCUCAUGUACAAGUUGUGCGUUUCUCCAUCGGAGUCAUUAGCAUUGGAGAUCGCAAAUCAGUCAUGUGAAAAGUCUUAUAAACAAGCCUUGUCUGUCUUUGUGAUAUUUGGACAAGCAGAGGCGAUGUGUGUUCCUGAGUUCUUGAGGUGUGAAAUGUACCGAGGGCGUUUCGGCAGCUUCGCUUCAUCUGAUUUUAUGUUGCCAGAUAGUAGAAGGGACGACUGCAUUUGCGUGCAAAUCGAACCUUAUCUCUACUAUCUUCAGUACCUUACAUACAAAGAACUCCGCCAAGAACCUAAACAGUCAGAAGCGUUGAUGAAAUUAUUGAUAUUCACUAGCAUCAGCAAACCCGCAAGAUUCAUCUCGUUUGCGGGAGAUAUCUUCUUAUCCCAUUUUGAUACAUCUUUAAACAUGCUAGGGCACUGCCUCGAAAUGGAGCAGAAGUUUGAAUCGGCGUGGACGACUUACAAAACAUCUCUACAAAUGAUACCCCAAAGAAAUGCGGCGAUCCUGCAUACAAUUCGGCUUCUGUGGACAGUUUUUCAAAGUCUGUCGACUUCUCUCGUGUAAUAGGUAUGUGACUCAAACAAGACUUAACACUGAAGGUAAUUAAUAUUGCAACACAUCGCUUUCUUAGUUACUACAAUUAUUGCUGUUAUUUUCACUUUGGUUGUAAAAGUAUGAUCCAAUAUGGUGACUGCUGUAUGAUUCUAUUCCUUGCUUAACGAGGUGUAGUAAACAUUCGUAAUAGCAUAAGAAGAUGAUGAUUCAUUUCAUUCAGCUUUUGAUUUUUUUUAUGCGGGAGUAGAUUUGCAUAUUUUAUGCACGAAGCCAUAUAAAUAUCAGUUCGAUUUACCGCACUUGCUACUGUUGAAAUACUACUGCUAUUUUGAUUAUUACUAUAAUUCAUAUAUAUUAUUUUGAUGAUGAUGAUUAUUAUACAAGGCUAAAAUUUUAUAUUUCGACUCAUGCAAUUCUGUUUAAAUUUACAAGGUUAUCAAAUUGUGACAAGAGACCAUUUUGUUCCCGAUAACUGAAUGUUUAUGCUGUAUUUGGUGAAGGCUUGUCCAAUAUGUGCGCUAA